Messenger RNA from Williopsis jadinii, 1239 nucleotides. RefSeq names its product NADPH dehydrogenase (gene OYE3). The record is from RefSeq and is a predicted model, not a curated record. Gene Ontology annotation, molecular function: FMN binding; NADPH dehydrogenase activity. Lineage: Eukaryota; Fungi; Ascomycota; Saccharomycetes; Phaffomycetales; Wickerhamomycetaceae. The transcript has a single exon. The coding region runs from base 1 to 1239 and encodes 412 amino acids.
AUGCCAUUUAGAGAAUCAUUCACGCCAGUUGCGCUUAAGGACACAGAUGUGUUUAAGCCGCUCAAAGUGGGCUCAAAUACCUUGAGCCAUAGAGUGGUGUUGGCGCCAUUGACCCGUAUGAGAAACGUCAACCACGUUCCAACAGAGCUGAUGGUUGAGUACUACAGACAACGUUCUUCAAGAAGCGGCUCGUUGCUUAUCACAGAAGGUACCUUCAUCAGCCAACAAGCUGGCGGUUAUGAUAGCGCACCAGGUAUUUACACAGAUGAGCAAGUUGAGCACUGGAAGCCAAUCUUCAACGCCAUCCAUGAGAACAAAUCGUUCGGUUUCGUUCAACUCUGGGCAUUGGGCAGACAAUCCAUUCCAGCAGUGUUGGCCCGUGAUGGGCACAAGUUCGUCUCUGCUAGUGCAAUCUACAUGGAUGAUCAGUCUAAGGAGGACGCUGUAAAGGCUAACAACCCAAUCCAUGCUUUGACAAAAGAGGAGAUCAACGAAUACAUUGAGAACUAUGUCCAUGCUGCAAAGAACGCUAUCAAAGCCGGCGCAGAUGGUGUUGAACUACACAGUGCUAAUGGUUACCUCUUGAACCAAUUCUUAGACCCAAUUAGUAACCAAAGAGCAGACGAAUACGGUGGUUCCAUUGAGAACAGGGCAAGGUUUACACUCGCUGUUAUUGACGCCUUGAUCGAAGGUAUCGGUGCUGAGAACGUUGGUGUGAGGUUCUCACCAUUUGGUGUGUUUGGUACGAUGUCUGGUGUUGCUGAACCAUCCAUUGUUGCCCAAUACGCAUACGUCUUUGGUGAGUUGGAAAGACGUGCAUCCAGAGGUCACAGAUUGGCAUACAUCCACUUGGUUGAGCCAAGGGUUUCUGAUUUGAGAUUGCCAGAAGGUGAAGGUGUGGCCGAUGCUUCAAAUGAUUUCAUCUACUCAACUUGGAAGGGCGUCGUCAUUAGAGCUGGUGAUUACGGUGUUCACCCAGAAUUGGCUAAAGCAGACGCUGCAAAGGGACAUUCCCAAACAGCAAUUGCUUACGGCAGACUGUACAUUUCAAACCCUGAUCUUCCAGAUCGUUUAUACAAUGGUGAGAAGUUGAACGACUAUAACAGAGGUAGUUUCUACCUUCCAAAUUCGACAGGGUAUACCGACUAUCCAACUUAUCAAGAGGCUAUUACAAAUGGAUUCCCAUCAGAUGAGAAGAAGACAGAUGGUCCAUCUUAUAAGGAUGCCUUGACUAAAUGA